Molecule: messenger RNA, 867 nt
Organism: Arvicola amphibius (Eurasian water vole)
Lineage: Eukaryota; Metazoa; Chordata; Mammalia; Rodentia; Cricetidae
Gene: Hoxd8
Product: homeobox D8
Exons: 2
Coding region: 1-867 (288 amino acids)
Biological process (GO): regulation of transcription by RNA polymerase II
Cellular component (GO): nucleus
Molecular function (GO): DNA-binding transcription factor activity, RNA polymerase II-specific; RNA polymerase II transcription regulatory region sequence-specific DNA binding
Source: RefSeq, a predicted model, not a curated record
AUGAGCUCGUACUUCGUGAACCCGCUGUACUCCAAGUACAAGGCGGCGGCCGCAGCGGCGGCCGCGGCGGCCGCGGCGGCGGGCGAGGCCAUCAAUCCCACUUACUACGACUGUCAUUUCGCGCCCGAGGUCAGCGGCCGCCACGCCGCCGCCCUGCAGCUCUAUGGCAACAGCACCGCCGGCUUCCCGCACGCGCCCCCGCAGGCGCACGCGCACCCGCACCCGCACCCGUCGCCGCCGCCCGGCUGCGGCGGAGGGGGCGGCCCGGGCCCCGGUCAGGACUACUUCCACGCCGGCGCGAGCAGCCCGGCCGCUGCCUACCAGGCCGCCCCACCUCCUCCUCUGCACCCUCCGCCUCCCCCCUGCGGCGGGAUUGCCUGUCACGGGGAACCCGCGAAGUUUUACGGAUACGAUAACUUACAGAGACAGCCGAUUUUUACGACCCAGCAAGAGGCCGAGCUGGUACAAUAUCCUGACUGUAAAUCGUCCCGUGGUAAUAUUGGCGAGGACCCAGACCACUUAAAUCAGAGCUCGUCUCCUUCUCAAAUGUUUCCCUGGAUGAGACCACAAGCAGCUCCUGGUAGACGGAGAGGAAGGCAAACCUACAGCCGCUUCCAAACCCUAGAGCUGGAAAAGGAAUUCCUUUUUAAUCCUUAUCUGACCAGGAAGAGAAGAAUCGAGGUCUCCCAUAGCCUGGCCCUCACGGAGAGACAGGUAAAAAUCUGGUUCCAGAACCGGAGGAUGAAGUGGAAAAAGGAGAACAACAAAGACAAGUUCCCCGCGUCCCGGCCGGAGGCAAAGGACGGAGAACCCAAAAAGGAAGGCCGUGAGCUGGAAGAAGAUGGAGCCGAAGGCCCCACAAAUUAA